This is a messenger RNA of Caenorhabditis angaria, 2990 nucleotides long. Lineage: Eukaryota; Metazoa; Nematoda; Chromadorea; Rhabditida; Rhabditidae. The record is from the annotation of a GenBank genome assembly.
AUGCAAUUUGGACAAGAAUUAUUGGAACAUUUUCGAAAGGUUAGUUUGAUUAUUUAAUUUUUAAAUCAAAAUCAGAUUUAUCUUCUUCUCCCAUUUCAGAAAAAGCCAGGGGGUCCUUUAAGUGUUGCAUGUUAUUUUUGUGUGGCUUUAUGUGUCCGAAAUUCCAAAUUUUCCUAUUCAAAUUGUUUUAUUUUUCAGGAUGCCAACAAACCACCAGCGGUAAGUUUUUUUCAAUUUGUAGUACGGUAGUUCGGAGGAGAGGUACUGUAGAAAUUCCCAGUUUCUUGUCAGCUUCUCAACUAACCAAAAAAUAAAAACCUUUAUUUUCUAAAGAAUGCUGAAUUGGAUGAAUUAUCAAGAAGAGCUGAAGAGUUGCGCCGAAGAGAUGGGCGAUCGAAAUAUCGACUUAUUGAAUCGGAUAUUGUAAAAUCUGGUCCUGAACCAUUACCAGCUGGUUUAAAGGUGCAUUUGUAUAGAUUUUUGACAACAUUUUUACCCAAAACCUAAAUUUUCCCUGUCAAAAAUCCCGCUUACUCACCAUCAAUAACUAACGUUCUAAAAUGUUUGAAGGAUCAAGUGCGCGAUUUGCUCGAAUCUCGAAAUUCCGUCGAAACGACAACAACAACAAAUCGAGGCGAUCAUGAUAAAUCGGGAUAUGUUACGGUAGGAAAAAUUUCAAACCGAAAGAAAAAAUACAAAUUUUUAUUAAUAAUAUAGUGUGCAGUGACUAAAUCGAUAAUCCCCACUUUUUUAGAGAUUAAAAAUAUUUCCAAAUACUAUUUAGUUUCUUUUGAAUGUAUCGAAAAAACGUAAGAACUUUUUUCUUUGGCUUUUAACUUUUUCCCGCUAAUUUGCAGGAUGUUUCAACUGCCACGUGGAAUUUUUCAACUCUCGAUUAUUCGCCACGAUCAAUUGUCAGUAUGAAUGGUGCGAGAGAUGAUAUUCUCAAGGUUUUUAUUUUUCAUUUAUUUUUUUUUUGUCACUUGAGUUCAGUGUUUACUAACAUUGCUUGUUGUUUUUCAUUUUUAUUUCUGUUUCUAACAUGUCAGUAAGUACCUCUUCAAUCCGUUCGGCCAUCGUACUCAUUCAAUGAGUUAGCCAAUCUGAUUUGCCUCCAAAUUCGCAGAAGGUCCCACCACUUCGCACAAAGACACCUCCACCAACACCAGCUCCUCCGCCACCAAAACAACCACUCUACUACACAUCGACACCAAAUUUGCGACGCUCCGAAUCCGCGGCGGCUAUUAUAAAGAUUCAGGUUUUUUUAUUUGUCGUCCCAGGGGGCGGUGGUGGUAGUAGUUCUUUAGAAAAGCAUCGUGUAAAUGUGUUUUACAUAUUUGAUGUCCUUGGGAAUGGGUCACGGUUGAUUUGUUUUUAGGAUGAUAAACCACGUAGUAUCAUGAAGCGUCGAGAAUUGGAGAGCAGAGAACAAUUAUUGUAUCCAACUAUGGAUACGCAAGUUGUCAAAUCAUAUGUUCGAAAUGCUAGCAAACCAACUGUCACUGAAACUGUUCAACGAUUUGAGGAAACUCGGCGAACCGAAGAGGUUUGUAGAGCUUCUCAUUUAUAAUAAAAUUUGUAUUCGUUAAGGUCGAGCGUCGUGUUCAACGCCGUGAGAAGAAAGAACGUCGCAGUCGUCAUCACUCAUCCUCUCGUCAUCAUUCUGGAUGGGAAGGUCAAACUGGUGGAUAUAUUGGUAAGUAUCAUAUCACAACUUCUGUCCUGAUUCUCACAAUUUAUGUUUUCGUUAUGUCUGGGUUUGGUGAUUGGUAUUUCAGAACAUCGCGGAGGUUCACUUCCACGUCGAACAGUUGUUCGUGAAGCUGAUCGUGCAAUGACUGAAAGAGAGAUGGAUCAAGUUGUUCGAGAUGCUUACAAAGCGGCGGAUGAAGCUCGACGUGACAGUCGUAUGUGUUAUUUUUGUUGAUUUGAUUAACUUUGUUCAUUGCACUAACACUAAACAUGCCUUUCCCCACACAGUUUCCAUUUACAAAUAAUCUUAUUCUAGGCAACCGUAGCAGUUCGCUGAGCCGUGGCGGAAACAGCUAUUUGCCGGGUGGUCAAGAGACCUACUAUCGCCAAGAAACCACACGCCGUCAGCAACACAAUAACUACGAUGACAACUUCAACCGCGGAAUAGCGCAUGCGCGUUACGGUUCGUUGUCCGAUUCGUUGCGACGUGGCGAAUUGAAAUAUGUGCCAAAUGGCGAGUUCCGCGAGAGUUAUUAUCGUGAUGGAACUGGGUCGCGUCAACAAAAUCAUCAUCAUCAACAACAACAACAGCAACAACAACAACAAAUGCAUAAGAGUUAUUCGACUCGCGAUGUUUUCAACGGUGGACACGAAGCUGAUCGUCGUUCAGUUUCUUCAUCAUACAGACGAGGAAGUCAACAACAAGUUUCACCAUUUGUUGAAUUUCCACCAACUUUGACAAGGUUUGAUUUUUUCGGGAAGAAAAGAGGGAUAGCGUUUAGCCGGGGAUUAGGCGGGAUUCAAACAUUUUGGUUCGUAAUCUGUUUGAAAUAACCUUUCCCUUACUAUUUUCUUUGCAAUUUUUCAAACCUUUUCAUUUUAAGAGGUGGUGAUUAUCGCGAAGAUUCUUACUUCCGUCCAGUCAGCAAAUCUCGCAGUUAUGCUGAUUGGGAUGAUGCUGGACGUGCUGGUUUCGGACGCGAAGUUCGCAAAUAUGACGAUGAUAUUAGCCGUUUGGAGGCCGAGUUCCGUGACUCGCUUUUGAUGCCAAUGCCAAAUGGAAAUAUGUUAGUUUUUUCUCAUUUUUUUUCAAAUCAAAUACCCUGUUAUUUUUCAGGAAUGAACGUGAUCAUCGUACCGAACAACUUCCAGGUGGUUAUGAAACAUAUAACAAAGAUAGACACGCUAAUAGCGGUCGUCGAAUUGGUCGUGAUGGAAAACCAGUUGAUUUCAACGAAGCUAGCCAGGAGUACAACUACAAGCGCGAACAAACAUUCGACGAUAGACGCAGACGUUAG